Messenger RNA from Trichoplusia ni (cabbage looper), 2259 nucleotides. RefSeq names its product ATP-dependent RNA helicase p62-like. Gene Ontology annotation, cellular component: nucleus; ribonucleoprotein complex; cytoplasm. The transcript has 6 exons. The coding region runs from base 154 to 1830 and encodes 558 amino acids. The record is from RefSeq and is a predicted model, not a curated record. Gene Ontology annotation, molecular function: ATP binding; RNA binding; RNA helicase activity. NCBI's taxonomy places the organism in Eukaryota, Metazoa, Arthropoda, Insecta, Lepidoptera, Noctuidae.
UCGAGUUUCAAGUUGAACCCCACCCUCCGCUAAACUAGCUCAACUCCUCUUUGCAACUCUCCUUUCGGCGUUAGCAGUGGUCAAGAUCGACCCUGCUACAUAAAAUAAUCUGGUAUUACUUGAAACAUCGUGUAAUAUUUACGACCUUACACAAUGUCUAGCAGUAGUUGGAACAAUAGCCGCGGCGGAAGCGGCGGUUCCAAAUUCGGAGGAGAAAGGAAGUUCGGCAGUAGUAAUGGAUCUUCUCGAUUCAGCAACGGGGGAUCUAAGUUUGGUGGAGGUGGCGGUGGGGGCGGUGGUAGAUUCGGUGGUUCUGGCGGUGGGUUUGGAGGCAAAAAAGAUUUUACCGGUGGCCAGAACAUGCGUCGUCCAAACUGGGAUUCUAUGUCGCUACAGCCAUUUAACAAAGAUUUCUACAACCCACAUCCAACUGUUCUAAGCAGAUCCCCCUAUGAAGUCGAAGAAUACAGAAGUAAACAUGAGAUCACUGUCAGUGGGGUUGAAGUCCCUAAUUCUAUUCAAAACUUUGAUGAAGCCAACUUUCCUGAUUACGUUAAUCAAAGCAUAAGCAACAUGGGUUACAAAGACCCUACGCCUAUCCAGGCUCAGGGAUGGCCAAUUGCUAUGUCUGGAAAGAAUUUAGUAGGUAUUGCUCAGACAGGCUCAGGAAAGACCCUUGCCUAUAUUUUGCCUGCUAUUGUUCACAUUAACAACCAACCUCCUAUCAGGCGCGGAGAUGGGCCUAUUGCCUUAGUAUUAGCACCAACUAGAGAAUUAGCUCAACAAAUUCAGCAAGUUGCUUCUGACUUUGGCAAUUCUGCCUAUGUUCGUAACACUUGUGUAUUUGGUGGUGCCCCUAAAAGAGAACAAGGCCGUGACUUGGAACGUGGAGUUGAAAUUGUUAUUGCUACACCUGGAAGGUUAAUUGAUUUCUUAGAAAAAGGUACCACAAACUUGCAGAGAUGCACAUAUUUGGUACUUGAUGAAGCUGAUCGUAUGUUGGACAUGGGUUUUGAACCUCAAAUCAGGAAAAUCAUUGAACAGAUUCGUCCUGACAGACAGACUUUGAUGUGGUCAGCAACAUGGCCGAAAGAAGUGAGAAAGCUGGCUGAAGAUUACCUUGGAGACUAUCUACAAAUUAACAUUGGAUCAUUACAAUUAUCAGCAAAUCACAACAUCUUACAAAUUGUUGAUGUUUGUCAAGAACAUGAAAAGGAAAACAAGUUAAAUGUACUGUUACAAGAAAUUGGACAGAGCCAAGAGCCUGGAGCAAAAACAAUUAUAUUUGUAGAAACCAAGAGAAAAGUAGAAAAUAUCACUAGGAAUAUUAGACGAUAUGGAUGGCCUGCAGUUUGCAUGCAUGGUGACAAAACACAGCAAGAGAGGGAUGAAACAUUAUAUCAAUUCAAACAAGGCAGAGCUAGCAUUCUAGUAGCAACUGAUGUUGCUGCCAGAGGACUUGAUGUGGAUGGAAUUAAAUAUGUUAUAAACUUUGAUUAUCCUAAUUCAUCUGAAGAUUAUAUUCACCGAAUUGGGAGAACAGGACGAUCCAAAUCAAAAGGCACAUCCUAUGCCUUUUUUACACCAUCCAACUCGCGUCAAGCUAAAGACCUUGUGUCUGUCCUUCAAGAAGCCAACCAGGUUGUAAAUCCGCAACUACAGACCAUGGCCGACCGUUGUGGCGGUGGAGGUGGUGGCUGGAAUAGAAACCGAUACGGCGGUGGACGUGGAGGCGGUGGUUCAUUCAAACGUGGAAGCAAUUUCGGCAGGGGCAAUGGCGGUGGCGGCGGCGGCAGUGGAGGCCACAAGAGAUUCAAUAAUGACUAUUAAUUUAUCAGUACAAAUUUAUUAAUUAGUAGCAAAUCCUCAUACGAGUACUUGUGUGAAAUUUAGUAUUAAGGCGUGUAGAAAUGCUGAUUGGUUGAUAUUGCAGUUUGUGGUUAAAUGACAGGCUAGAUUAAUAAUUUAAUUGAAUAUUGUCUACUACCAAGCAUCUUAAACAUUUUUUGUUUACACUGUGAUAUUUUUUUUGUCUGUGAUUCUACAGAGGAUUAGCUGAUAGCUAAUUUAGUGCUACUAAGACAGUACUAGCAGUAUGUCUUGUGGAGGACUUGCUCUAGACUAUUUAUUUAUUUUAAAUAAUAAUUUCAUGUUUCAACAGAAGUGAGGUUUCAUCACUUGUGCUCGUCAUUCCAUGCCCCUUUCCGAUAACAUGUAAUAAUAAUAAUCAAAUAAAAUAAUGUAUUGAAUAAGAAAAAA